Messenger RNA from Psammomys obesus (fat sand rat), 1652 nucleotides. It is a transcript of the gene Erfl, whose product is annotated as ETS repressor factor like. Lineage: Eukaryota; Metazoa; Chordata; Mammalia; Rodentia; Muridae. Gene Ontology annotation, cellular component: nucleus. The transcript has 6 exons. Gene Ontology annotation, molecular function: sequence-specific DNA binding; DNA-binding transcription factor activity, RNA polymerase II-specific. The coding region runs from base 167 to 1387 and encodes 406 amino acids. Gene Ontology annotation, biological process: cell differentiation; regulation of transcription by RNA polymerase II. The record is from RefSeq and is a predicted model, not a curated record.
AAGCAGCCUCAGGAGCCGGCCGGGAGGGACCCCGCAGCCUGGCCGGCUCCCGGGACACAGCACACCUGUGCCCAGGUAACCCGCUGCCCACACCUGGACCCGCGCUCCUGCUCCUCAUCUACGGGCUCACAGCUCCUCCAGCUUCUGCAGGGCUCGCGCCGCCGCCAUGGACUGCAGCUGCGUCUCGGACCUGCUCUUCGCCCCUCCUGCCCUGCCGCUCUGGACCCCUGGGUUUGCCUUCCCAGAUUGGGCCUACAAGCCGGAGUCGUCCCCUGGCUCGAGGCAGAUCCAGCUAUGGCACUUCAUCCUGGAGCUGCUGCAGAAGGAGGAGUACCAGGGCGUCAUCGCCUGGCAGGGGGACUACGGGGAAUUCGUCAUCAAGGACCCUGAUGAGGUGGCCCGUCUCUGGGGCAUUCGAAAGUGCAAGCCGCACAUGAACUACGACAAGCUGAGCCGGGCCCUGCGCUACUACUACAACAAGCGCAUUCUGCACAAGACCAAGGGGAAGAGGUUCACCUACAAGUUCAACUUCAGCAAGGUCGUCCUUGUCAAUUACCCCCUGCUGGACAUGGCGGCCGCCGCCACCGGCUCCCCACUCUUGCUGACCCCUGGUCCCUUUUCGGGGGCGCCUGGGCCGGAUGCUCCACCCCUGACCCCCGAGGAGAGCCAGGGGGUCGGGCGCCCCUGUUCACCCCCGAGAUGGACAAACUGCGCCUGGACAGCCCCUUCCCAUUUCUGGGUUCCGGUGCCGCCGCCGCCGGCUACUCCAAGCCCCCCGGCCUGCUGGGUCCUUAUGGCCGCGCCUUCCCUGAGUACCCCUGGAACUUUAACCCAUACCUCACGGGCCCCUUCCCCAAGUUGCCCCCCUCUCUCUACCCACCACACCUGUACCCCAGCCCCUUGGGGUCCCUGGGCCACUUGCCCUCUGCAGGAGGGGCCGGGGGAGGCCCCAUGGCUGCACCCCUGCUGGCUGCAACAGGGGAGGGCCUGGGCCCUGAGCGCCCGUCGGGGCUGGCAGUGGCCCCUCGCCUGGCCCUGCCGGGGGCUGCAGGCCCAGAGACCGCACUGGGUGGGAAGGAGGACAGCGAUUCCGAGCUGGAGAUCACUGACGUCAGCGGCUGCAGUUCUGACAGCGAAGGCGAUGAGGCUCCACCAGUGCCCCCCAAGACCAAGCCAGGCAAAGGGGGGAGCUGAGCAGGCGUACGGUGCAUCCGCUGGUGACCAGGCAGUCACCCGUGACGCUUUGCCUGCUCUGCCCUCAAAACCAGCCCAGGGCCCAGGACAGCCCCUGGCACCCUCCUGGCCACCUCCAACCCCCAGGCGGAGGCCAUCCCCUCUCCGGAGUGGAGAGGAACAUGAUGGCCUGUCUCCUCCAGGUACCAUCUGAGGGGGAACCGCCUGGCCCCACUCUUAAGUGCAAUAUGGCGCCCAGCGUCCCCAUCCCAUGUGCUGUGACCUGCGUGUUUGUGUGGCGGUGUCCCCCAUCUAGUGCCGGCCCCUCUUGAAAUCCUCCCACACAGGGCCCCCUGGGGACAGGGAGCUCAGAGCAAUAACCCCGCACCCAGCCCCCGCCCAGGAGGGCCCCUCCCCACUGGCCCCCCUCAAAUCCUGCAGUCACCUCCAGAGUUUACUAUAAAAAUAAAAGGACAAGA